AGAGUGUUACUACAGAAGAAGUUCGCACCGAACCGCCGCUGCUGCGGCUCUUGCUGCACCUAUGCGUGUCCACAUAAAUAAAUAGCCGCGGCCGAUUAUGCCGAGUUAAAGAGCUCCUAACUUGCCCUGUCCAAUGAUGGCACUCGAUGUUCUACCCGUGGAGGAAUUCCCGCGUAAAGUGAUACCCAGAGGUGACCCCUGUAUGUGUAACGCCAAGUGCCGGAAUCGAAGCAGCAGCAGCAGCAGCGUCGUCUUCCUGGGAUUAUUCAUGCUGUCACUCUCGCUCCACGCUGUCACUCUGGUUUUCUACUUGGACCUGCGUUCCGAAGUCAAAAGGGAACUAAUCCACCAGAAGCGGGACUCCAUGUUGACACUUGUGGGGAGUGACUUGGCCAAUCCGGAGUCUGCGGCUCUACCGCCCGGCCCCCUGCGGCUCGACCCCGGCAGCAGCCGCGGCACAGAUGAGGAGAGCUCACUGCGUCGAAAUAGAGACAUCCUUGCCACAGAAGAUAACAGGGGCAUAACUCAGAGGGCAAAAAGAAGUCCCGGCAAGCAGCCAGAAAUAGAAUCGACAGGAAAAGAAAAAAGAAAAGAAAGGAAAAAAGGAAAGAAACGAAUAAUACCAGGUCCCCCUGGUCCUCCAGGUCCCCCGGGCCCUCAGGGGCCACCGGGCAUCCCCGGAAUCCCUGGAAUCCCAGGAAGCAAUGCCGUGGGUCCCGCAGGACCGCCCGGCCCCCCUGGGCCGCAGGGGCCUCCAGGCGUUCAAGGACCAGCAGGGGUUCCCGAUAGGACCAAAACAAAAGAAUUCCAGCCUGCAGUGGUCCAUUUGCAAGGGCAGGAAACAACCAUCCAAGUGAGAGAAGAUCUUUCUGAAGGCAUCCUCAGGAACUGGAAGAUGGUGUCCAUCCAUCACCGUGUGUUUAAAAUGCACUCUCGCUCAGGGGAGCUUGAAGUGCUUUUGGAUGGUGUCUACUUCAUAUAUAGUCAGGUAGAAGUGUAUUACCUCAACUUCACAGACAUUGCCAGCUACGAGGUGAUGGUGGAUUCCAACCCUUUCCUCCGCUGCACCUGCAGCAUCGAGACAGGCCAGCGCAAGUUCAACACCUGCUACACAGCUGGCGUGAGCCUGCUGCGUGCAGGCCAGAGGAUCUCCAUUCGUAUAGUCUACGAGGACACGCUCAUCAGUAUGACCAACCACACCACUUUCCUGGGAAGCGUGAGACUCGGCGAGGCUCCAUCUGCUGGACAGAAUUGAUCGCUACACAAGUCAUGCCCCUCUCAUGCUGACAUGGAUUUGCUGAAAUUAUAAGCUCUGUCUCGAGGCUUCCAGCGUUGAUCCCCCGCGGGAUCCUGCUAUGACGGCAAUGAAACCCUAUGCAGUGGCUCUGUCGUGAGAAGAACAAUAUGGACUCUAAUGCUUGUGAUUCCACUGAGAAGAAGUGCUCUUGACCUUGAUGAGCUGAAUGUCUGUUUGCUCAUCAAGCACAUGUCACUAUUUAAAGUCACCAGCAUCUCUCCAACAGGAAAGGAGAUACCUUACACAAAGUUACGUCAUAUUAACAGUUCACCCAGUGAAAAAAGUCAUUCCAAAUUGUGGUAUUUGCAUUUUCUUAGACUUAAUGUAACUUUAUAAAUAACUACAGUUGUGUGGUUUUCAUAAAAGCCUCUAGAGUUACAAAAAUUGUUGAGAAAAUCCAUCCAACUGGAGUUCUAAGAGCAACAGCACUAUAUAUUUUGCACACAUUUUGCACUACGGCAUCCCUGCAGAAUAUCAGUGAUAUGUUUUGUGACAGUGCUAUUGUCUAUUUACCGUAUGAAUGCAUACAUGUGGAAUAAUGAUUGUUAUGUCUGUGUACAUAUUGUAUAUAAAAUGGGAUAUACUU
Doryrhamphus excisus (bluestripe pipefish) is the source of this 1883-nucleotide messenger RNA. It is a transcript of the gene eda, whose product is annotated as ectodysplasin A. Gene Ontology annotation, molecular function: death receptor agonist activity; tumor necrosis factor receptor binding; death receptor binding. Gene Ontology annotation, biological process: immune response; animal organ development. The record is from RefSeq and is a predicted model, not a curated record. Lineage: Eukaryota; Metazoa; Chordata; Actinopteri; Syngnathiformes; Syngnathidae. Gene Ontology annotation, cellular component: membrane.